GCUCCUCCUACAGUGCGAGAAAGACGACGAAUCUCGUAGGUUUCCGAACGCGCAUUCUCAUCCCCGGUAUAAAUUAUGCCUCCUCCCUACCAAGGAGCACCAUUCGACUGCAGAUCGUCCCCCACACCACCCACUACAACAUGCUCUUCGUGCGCUCACCGCUGGCCGCCGCCCUGGGCGCGCUGCUGCUCGUCGCCGUGCUGCUCCCGGAGUGCCUCGCCCAGUACUACGACCCGUACUACGGCCCCGGCUACUACCACCGCCGCUCCUACCACUACUACGGCGGCGGCUACCCCGUCGUCGGCGCCGGUGUUGGCUUCCACGUCGGCGUGGGUGCCGGCUACGGUGGGGGUUACGGCGGGUACGGUGGUGGUUACUACCGCCGUUGAGAGGCUCAAUUCGCUUAACUAUCUGUGCUGGUGUCCGCGCGUUGAUGUACACCGGGCAGAAACUACGAAGUUCGCAGGCUUUCUUUCAAGCGGAUUCUAACAGAAUCUGCCCAUUUAAUGAGGCGCUUUAGUGCAAUAAGGUCCCACUAAGGGGUCUUGGGCCAAGGCUUAGCUCUCCCCUUACCCCUCGCUCUCUGGAUCCGCGUGCCCGUGCGUAUAUCCGGCAGAGGGCAGUCCCAGGAGGCAGAUAUCUUCAAAUUUUAUUUGGUAGAUUGUUAAUAAGUGUAAGGAGUGCGGUAGAAUGCAGACAUGUCUAUACCUCUGUAUUACACUCGAGUUGUACGAAAUAAAAGAGAAAACGGAUGUA
Molecule: messenger RNA, 756 nt
Organism: Frankliniella occidentalis (western flower thrips)
Lineage: Eukaryota; Metazoa; Arthropoda; Insecta; Thysanoptera; Thripidae
Product: glycine-rich protein 3-like
Exons: 2
Coding region: 141-389 (82 amino acids)
Source: RefSeq, a predicted model, not a curated record